Molecule: messenger RNA, 1296 nt
Organism: Rhipicephalus microplus (southern cattle tick)
Lineage: Eukaryota; Metazoa; Arthropoda; Arachnida; Ixodida; Ixodidae
Product: facilitated trehalose transporter Tret1
Biological process (GO): transmembrane transport
Cellular component (GO): membrane
Molecular function (GO): transmembrane transporter activity
Source: RefSeq, a predicted model, not a curated record
AUGGCAGCGACCAAGGAGGUCGUCACUGACCUCGAUGUUGAAAACAUGGACAGCAGCUCGUCGAGGCAUAGCCACGAGUCGACGUCCUCGCGGCAUACCACGACAGCACCCGCCCAGUUCAGCUCGCCAAAUGAGCCGCAAUCCCCGCCAUUCAAUGCGGCAAUGGAGGCGCUGCGGCGCAUGCGGCCGCCGGCCAAGGGUGCGACGCCGGUCACGGACCCGGACAGCGCGCUGCCCUGCGGUCACCACUUUUACGCGAUGCUGGUCGCAUGCUCCGGUACCUUGGCUGCUGGAACCGCACUCGGGUUCGCCUCGGCCGCCAUGGAAUCCAUUGAGCGCCAACCCUGGUACGACCUGCCACGGAUUCCGCCUGAGACGCAGCCGAGAAAUUACGUAGCCAUGAGCGCCGGGCUUCUGACGGCUUACUCGCUGUCCGGAUUUCCCUGGGAAGUGCAGGCGGGCGGUUGCGCCCUCACGGCCGUCCCCAUGCUGGCGAUGCAGCGCUACAUUGUCGAAAACCCGCGCUGGCUGCUUGCACGGGACCGCUCUUUGGACGCUGACACGGCCGUGUUGCGACUGUACGGCAUCGACCCGCCCGCUGACUUCCGACAGCGCAAAGUCGAGGGCGCCUCGGACCAGCAGAGAUCCGCAGAUGCCAGCCGAUGGCCGAAGGAAGCCAGGAAUUUCACGGCUUGUCUGCUACUCUACCUUCUUCAGAACAUCUCCUGCGCUCAGCUUUGCCUGCUUCGAGCUGUGCAGGUGAUGGCCGGCGCAGUGGCAGACGUGCCCCCACAGGCCUUCGCUAUGUUCCUAAUCAUCUUGCACAUAGGAUGCGCCACUUUAGCCAUUACCGCAACAAAAAAAGCCAGCCGACGUGGACUGCUUGGUCUGUCGGCCUUACUGGUCGCAGCUGUUUUGUUCAAACUGCGACCACUGGAUCAUCUUGGCUUCAUAGACUGGACCGUGGACAAGGACUCCACCAGAGCCAGCUGGACGGUCUUGCUUUCGGUGGGCCUGCUCGUGCUGGCUUACUCGGUGGGCUUGUGCCACAUCCCCGCACUGCUCACCGGCGAGCUGAUCCCUCUGCGGCGGCGAUACGUCGGCUCCUCGUUCGUGUGGGCGUCGCGGUGGUCCCUGACCUUCGUGAUGAUCCACUUCGACGAGGACGUGCUCGCCGCUUUCAAGAACAGGGGAACACUGCUCACGCUCAGCGUGGUGGUCGCAGUGGUGGCGGUCACUGCCAUUGCUCUCAUCCCCGAAACCGAAGGACGCACGCUGACGGACAUUCAUAGAUAA